Fundulus heteroclitus (mummichog) is the source of this 8417-nucleotide messenger RNA. RefSeq names its product calcitonin receptor-like a (gene calcrla). The transcript has 13 exons. Gene Ontology annotation, molecular function: calcitonin receptor activity; adrenomedullin receptor activity; calcitonin gene-related peptide receptor activity. Gene Ontology annotation, biological process: adenylate cyclase-activating G protein-coupled receptor signaling pathway; angiogenesis; cell surface receptor signaling pathway. Bases 288 to 1724 code for a protein of 478 amino acids. The record is from RefSeq and is a predicted model, not a curated record. Lineage: Eukaryota; Metazoa; Chordata; Actinopteri; Cyprinodontiformes; Fundulidae. Gene Ontology annotation, cellular component: plasma membrane.
UGCAGAGCGUGGGAGUGGGUGGGUGAAAGUGUCCACUCGGCUUGCAGCUCCUCAGCUGUGGGCUCUCCGGUCCACUCCACUCCACGGUGAUGUCACAGGAAGCAGUGGGCUGACUUCCAACGUCAAGCAGAAGCCGCCUGAGCUGCGCGCACAGAGCCGCCGCAGGUCGGAUCCCCGAGCCGAGCCGAACCGAACCCGGAGCGGAGCCGCCGGAGCCUGGACGGAGCGGAACCAGCAGCUGGAUCCCCGUGUCUGGUCUGAAGCUGGUCAAUCAUUACCUGAGCGACAUGGCUGAGAGGAAGCUGAACGGCUUCAGGUGGAGCUGGAUGUUCACACUUGUGCUUUUCUGCAAUUUAACAAAGUUUCUGGUGAGAGCCAGCAUGGAGGUUAAUGAAAGCCAGCAGCAGCAUCCAAACAACGUCUACCAUGACAUCGGAAUCACCAGGAACAAGAUAGUGACGGCCCAGUUUGAGUGCUACCAGAAGAUAAUGAAGGACAACACGAACGGCAGACAAGACUCCAUGUGUAACCGGACCUGGGAUGGAUGGCUGUGUUGGGAUGACACUCACGCCGGAGUUACGUCGGAGCAGCAAUGCCCAGACUACUUCCAGGAUUUUGAUCCUUCUGAAAUGGUGACAAAGAUUUGCACAGAAAGUGGUCAGUGGUUUGUGCAUCCUGAGAGCAACCGGACGUGGAGCAACUACACCCGCUGCACUGAGCACACCAAUGAAGGCAUCGUGACUGCGAUGAAUCAUUUCUACUUAACCCUCAUAGGACACGGACUCUCACUCAUCUCCCUUCUUAUCUCACUGGCUAUAUUCUUCCAUUUCAAAAGUCUGAGUUGCCAAAGGAUUACCCUUCACAAGAACCUCUUCUUCUCUUUUGUCCUGAACUCUGUGAUCACCAUUAUUUGGCUGACUGCGGUGGCAAACAACCGGGAGCUGGUGCAAAGGAAUCCAGUGAGUUGUAAAGUGUCCCAGUUUAUUCACCUGUACCUGUUUGGCUGUAAUUACUUCUGGAUGCUCUGUGAGGGGAUUUACCUGCACACUCUCAUCGUCGUGGCCGUCUUUGCUGAGAAGCAGCACUUGAUGUGGUAUUAUCUGCUAGGCUGGGGCUUUCCUCUUAUUCCUGCUUCCAUACAUGCUAUUGCUCGGAGUUACUACUACAACGACAACUGUUGGAUUAGCUCCAAAACGUCGCUGCUCUACAUCAUCCACGGUCCCAUAUGUGCAGCUCUCUUGGUCAACUUGUUCUUUCUCCUAAACAUCGUGCGGGUUCUCAUCACGAAGCUGAAAGUGACGCAUCAGGCAGAGUCCAGCCUCUACAUGAAGGCAGUGAGAGCCACUCUCAUCCUGGUUCCUCUUCUGGGAAUCGAGUUUGUCCUGCUUCCCUACAAGCCUGAGGGACGCGUCUCCUCUGAAAUAUAUGACUACAUAAUGCACAUACUAAUGCAUUACCAGGGUCUGCUUGUGGCAACCAUCUUCUGCUUCUUCAACGGAGAAGUCCAAGCGGUUCUGAGGCGACACUGGAACCAGCACCACAUCCAGUUCGGCAGCAGCAUUGGAAACCACUCGGACGCGCUGCGCUCAGCCUCCUACACGGCCUCCUCCAUCAUCGAGGUGCAGGGCUGCUACACCAUCGACGGCCACACGGAACACCUGAACGGAAAGGGCUUCCACGACACGGACGUCUCCGUCCUGAAGUCGGACAGCACCUUCGCCUGACGUCCGCGCGCCUCCUGACUCUAUCCAUAGCUCCGCUUCCCCCAACAGCCGCGUCGCCAUGCCUCAUCCGUGAAGCAGAGGGGAAACUCUCUCUCUCUCUGUACAGCGUCAGGAAGUGUGUGUGGAAAAGGACUCGGACUCUCAGCCACGUCAUGGAAGUGCAGACCUGUCUGCCGCUCCACCGGUCAGAGCGAGGUACGGUCUUCUGUUGACGGUCAAAGUCUGGACGCCGUCACGCUCCAACAAUCCUGACACAAACGUUUUUAAUCUAAUGCAUAAAAACUGCUGGUUUCUGCUUUUGACGCCUUGUUGUGGACAAAAGCCCUUCGGUUACACUGUAAGAAAAAAAACAAUUUUGAAACGCAGAUAGUGCCAAACUCGACUCGCCGACUCCUCCCUUCUUACCUUUUGUCCAAGAAAUAAUGGAGAUAAAACGUUUAUUUCAUAAUAUAUUAAAGCUACAUCAUAUAGUUUCUCUCUAAAUAUUCUUACUUCCAACAUAUUACCAGACAGUAUUUAUUACAGACCGGCUACACUUUGUUUUCAAUCAGACAGGUGACAGUGAAUGUGUUUGAAAAUCUUCUCAUUUUGAUAGCGAACGUAUGUUUUAAAGAGCGGAUUGUGUCACAUUCCCUUUUCUUACGCUCACGGCUCGGACUGAGCAGACAUUAGAGCUGUUCUGAGUGAAAGCUGCGGAUUGUUGGCUGGGCGACGGCUUCAGGGCGGGGAUACCAGGGUCUGAAAAUCCAUAAAUCUUAUCUCAGGUGUACACAACAGAUUCCAUGGUGUCGGUAGUUAUUGAGGAAGUAGGCAGAAUGGACAGGCUAUGAGGGAAAAACUAAGUACGCCCCAUGAUUUGAUAUCGGCUCCUGGUCAGUUUGACCGUUUGUAAAUGUAUACCUCCGUUUUGUAUCUUUAAACAAUUUUAUUUUUUAGCCAUGUACUUAAAUCAGAGCAUAUCACUGUAUUUCUCCUAAAUGUUACGUUUUAUUUUUAUCUGAAUUAUGGAGAUUAUCAUAACAUUUCCUCAGAAAUAAUGUGUUAGUGCAGAUUGAUAUCAUGCCGUUUCCAUUGAUUGUGGUUCUGAACCCAGUUUGAACCGGUCGACUCUGAUGAAGUUAGGCAGACUAAGACCGCUGAUCAGACCAGAAUCAUUUGGAGUCAUAAAGCCAAAGACUUGAGACUUGACUUAGACGCGUGCUCUAGGACUUGAGUCUGAUGAACAAUCUUUAUGUCCUGAAGUCAGGAGUGAAGGCGAGGCGGCCUGUAAGCAGAAAGGGUCCACUGGAUUCAGCAGCUGGUGAUCUUCUGGACUGAUCUGUAGCUUCAUACCAACAACACCACAGAUGUUCCUCUAACUGAGCCCUGUGUUCAGGCCAGUUCAGUACAAAAUCAACCUAAUAACACGUUAUUCUCCUGCUACUAAGGCCUCUGCAUCAUUGCAAAGACACUUCCUACUUAAAACAAUAAAAGCGCUUCCUGUUUGAUUCAGACAUUCACCGUUCUCAUUUACCAGGGCUGUAAAAAUACACUAACAGGCAGCAGAAACGUUGGUACAGGCCUUUUGGUCCGGCACACAUGUGCUCAGCACAAAUCCAGCAUUGUUUCAAAGCUGAACACGACCAGAAUGUUUAUGUGCACAGAGGUUCGGUCUGUUCUGCAUCUUUAAAGCAACACACCAGAACUCCCAGCAAUCCCUUACGUCUGCUGUUUAAGGAGGGUUGAGGUUUCAUAUUCAGCUACAGUGAUGAUGGACAAAGAAAAGCGACCAAACCAAAGGCUUGUCAGCAUUUUUCAACUCUUUAUUGAGUUGCUUGGCAGGAAACAACCCCUAGCCGAAUGCCAAAAAGACUGGUACUGCUGGUAGCUGAGGUCCAAAUCCUGCUUCCUGCAGCAGCAUUCAGCCUAAAAUGCUGCCGAGCAGCAGACAUGUGGGCAGGAUUCUCUCUGAGAGGAGGGGACAUCCCAGUGACUGGAAUCUUAAGAUGCGUUCAGGGACAACGUGUACACUGGAUCAUCUCUAUAUCCAAACAACUCCAACUGAAUGUAAACCUUUUUAUUAUUCUCAAAUACUAGCGCAGUCUUCCUAAAUAACAAACCUUGAUUAUUUUCAGAUGUUUGUAUCUUUGUAUAAUUUACCUAGGUUAUCCCUGGUUAAAUUUAAUUAAUUAGAGAUAAACAAACCAAAUAUCCAGUCAGUUCUUUACGAGCUGUUCUUUAAAGGAGCAAUAAGCAAUAGUUCACCACUAGGUGGAGCCUGAGCACUGUCUGUAGACCAAAACAAGAUGUGUACCAAGCCACGCCUCUUUCUUUCUCCGCUCCAGCACUCGGCACCCAUUUCCCCUUCUCACCCGUCGGCUUGUAUGAGCCUAUUUGCAAAGGAUAAAAACACAGCAAAACCGUUCAAAGGAACAUGUCUAGUGAAGAAGUAAGUAACUCAUAACUUUAUAAUGCUGUUAGCUAGAGAACUUUUUGAUCCGAUGGCCGUGCUCUCCGCCAUUUUGUGCCUGGCGGUGGCAUUUAUGGUCAGGGAGGGGGCAGCUGUUCACGUGCACGUACGUGCACACGCGGGCAGUCCUGCUACGUAAACAAGACAUUGGAGAACAACAGAGAGAUAGGAUGUGAUGUAGUCCAUCUAAAAAUAUGCCUUUUGUUCUUCACAAAAUAGUUUUUUGUUCUACAAUAAUGACAUUUUUCUUAUUGCUCCUUUAGAGUUCUGAAACAUAAUAAAAUUAAUGAAUUAGUCAUUAGCCACUGCUGAAUAAAGUUUAAAAAAGUAAUUUUUUGUCUUGAUCGAAGGGUAGCAGAAAAGUCAGAAUUGUGACUGUAAAACCGAGGUUCUGUCCCCUAUCAUUUACUCUCUACACCGCCCGCUAUCGGUUAUGUCAUAAUUUUCAUGGUGGAAAAUGUUUACUGCUUAGUCUUAAAGCUGCAGUAGGUAACUUUUGUGAAAAUAUUUUUUAGAUAUUUGUUAAAACUAUCACUAUGUCCUGACAGUAAAAUAGAAGACAGAUAAUCUCUGAAAAAAAUCCAGCUCCUCUGGCUCCUCCCCGUGUUCCCACUGCCAUUGGCAGAAAUGCAGCGCUCCCGGUCAGAAACAACCAAUCAGAGCCAGGAGGGGUGUCUUAGCGGUGUCAGAUAACGUUUGUGUAGGCGCUGCUGACACCCCUCCCCUGCACAAUGCGUACCAUUAUUCAGGAAGGUUUGCUUGUUAAUAUUUUCAUGCUAAAUCCACUUUUUUCUCAGAAUUCCCUUCUGCAGCUUUAAGGGUUAAAUGCUAAUUUACAAUACACUGCAUAAUGCCAUACAUGAAGAAGCAGGGAAACGAUAUUAAGGUAUAUAUCAACAAAGACAAGUUUUAAUCUCUUUUCUAAUUUUUCUCUAAACACAACGUACUUCUAAAACCCAAGGGGGAAAUUAUACACUUUGACAUAAUUUUAAACAAAAAAAAAUUAAGCAACAACUCACAACAGUUUUUUCAAUGUUGAAUUAUUUGUUAAAAGAUUAGAAGAUAAUUGUUAAAUGCUUCUGUUAAAUUAGGCUUAACUGGAUUUGAACUGUUAUAGGAAGACUCGUUAGUGGAGAAAAGGUUUGUUUCAGUCAUGGGAGACUUCAGACUUGACUUGGACUUUUCAUCACUUUUCAAAGCAGGUACGAAACGGGUUGGUAUGAACUGAUGCACAGUCAGUGGAAAUGGCCCGAGCCUCAGAAAACAUUGGUUACAAGACGACCAAAACUGCAGUGGUACAAAAUGGUCAGCUUUUAAAGCCAGAUGGCAGCAAUUGCUUGAACUGUACUGCUCUUCUUAUAGUGAAUCUUUCAGCUCAGAUGUCAAAACUGAUCCCAAAUCAAACGGAGAACUCAGAAAAUGCUUGUUAGAGGAAAAACUGUUGUGCGGGAAGCCAGUCCUGAAGGUUGAUUGUGUGUGUUUGAAGAGCUGUUUUUCUAAAAGGGUUACUUUAAGGCCAGUAUAGAUGAAUUAUUACAGUAGAAAUAUAUGUAUUUUUUGUGUUUCUUGGAAAACAAAUUAGAACACAGAUGAUGGUGCAAUAAAAUGGACAGAAGAUUUAAUUACACCAAAGAGAUGAAAUGAUAGAGAAAAACAUGCACAGAGCCCAGUUUUAAUCUAUUUUCCAACUGAAAAGAACUAUUAUUUUUGUUGGUUAAUUAUUUCUUAUUAGUAUUAUUUUUUUGUCCUCCUACCAUACAAGUGAAAAUGGAUUUUUUGGUAUAUCUUUGUUUUAUUUAAUCUCUUUUAAGUGUUGUUUUUUUAUGAAAAUGGCCCUGUUUCUGUCGACCAGACGUUUUCAGGUUGCUCUUUAGCAUCAUCAGCGUGAAGAAAAAAACAGUUCUGGAUGAUGGCCGCACUCCCGUUUUCACAUGCAGCGCUGCUUAGAUCACCCCCCCCCCCCCCCCCCCACAUCCCGUUUUCCCCUGGGUUUUAGAGGCCUUUUCAGGAUCCGGUCCCUAGCGAAGGGAACUCGAGUCAGUUUCAGCUGAUGUAAAUAAUUUUGUACAUCCAACAAGUUUUGUUAGAGACGAUGCGAGAUGAUGCCUGCAUGAUUUCUAUAUAGACAGUGUUUCUGUAAAUUCAGAGCAUCCGCACACGGCUCCUGCGUGUUGUAGAGAGAGGGGGCGGCUACACUGAGCAGGAACCCUCUUCAUGCUACUGGAUCCGCCCGCCGCUCUGACCUGUCAUCAUGCCCGUCACUUUGUGUCACCUCUCCAUUGUGCCUGUGUUAGGAAGCAUGAAGCUGAUAAGCUCCAGUUGUCUCGCACACACUUCAGCUCCGUCAACAAAAUCGUUGCUGGGUAUUUGUUCAUCGAUUGAAUGUCUCCGUUUUCAGUCUUUAAUUCAGCUGUGAUGACUUGCAGGAUUCAGCGCAGACCUGGAAGAGCUCUGUCUGCAGGAAACAGUACUUUAGACCCAUUAGAAAACACAAACAGCCUUGGUAGAAAGAAAGUACACCCUUGUUCAGUUCAGCAGUUUUGCAACCAUUUACGUCUAACCUCAGGUGUGAAAAACAGUUUCCACAGUGUGAGUAUUGAUGGCCCAGCAGUUUGUAGAACAACCAUCAGCAGCAAUACCUUCCAUCUUUGCUUUUCUGUGUCACACAUCUUUGUGGAGGAAUUUUAGUCCCCUCUUGUUUCAGUUCGCAGAGUUCUGCAGACGUUUGUUUCUGGACAACUAAAGUCUUGACUUUGACUAGGCCAUUGCAAAACCUUUUGUUUUCUUUUCAGCUGUCCUGCUGUAGAUUGGCUGCUGUGUUUGGGAUCAUUGUUCUGUUGACCCAGUUUGGACCAAGCUUUAGCUGUUGGACAGAUUGUAGAAUACGUUGGUAGACAGAGGAGAUCAUGGUCCAGUGAGAGAAUGCAAGGUAGCCAGGUUUUGUGGCUGCAAAACAAGCCAUGGUUGACAAUUGGUAACAUAUGGUUUGUGAUGAUCUGCUGUUUGGUUUCCUCCAGACAUGGUACUGUGCAUCAAGGUGCAACAUCUCUACUCUGGUCUCCUCUGUCCAGAGGGACAUUGUCCCAGAAGUCUGGUCCUUCAUCCAGCAGCAGCUCUGCUAACCUCAGUCCUGCUGCCAUCUUGUUUCUAGAGAGAAGAGGCUUUCUCCUUCAGCCCUUCCAAGCAGCCAGACUGGUUCAGUACCAUGUCUUUUAACCGUUAACCUACUAACUGAGGUCUGUAGAGUCUGAGGUGGAGCUCUUGGGCUUCUGGUCAUUUCUAUGAGCUUCCCGCUCUGAUCUUGGGCUGAACCUGCUGGACGUCCACUGCUGAGAAAGUUGGCAGCUGCUGAGAUGUUCUCCUCCUGGGGAUAAUCUUCCUCUCUGCAGGAUGAUGGACUUCAGAUGGUCUGGGGAUGACCUUUGAACCCUUAUCAGGCUGAAGAGGAGCAACAGUUGCUGCUCUGAGGUCAUUGCUGAUGUCUUUCCAACUUGCCGUUGUCGGACACACCCCCGUCUGCUUCAGAGUAGCAAACAGUUUUAUUUUUAUGUCACCCGCAGCUUUUCCAUUUAGGCUUCAUGUCUGUUUUAUGGGGAAAGACAGUUUGGGGUCUGUUGUGUGAUAAUCCCAACAUGAUUGUUAGUGUCUGUGUGCAGAAAUCUAUAAUUGAAAGAGGGUUUACUUUCUUUUCAUCAUGACUGAGAUCUCUCUUUAAUAUCAAGUCUACAUGAUCAUCUGUCUAAUCUUUGACAGUACUGUGAAAGUUAUAAUCCAGGAGUCGGAGUUAGACCUAUCAAACUGUUUUUGAUGCUUAAUCUAUCAUAGAGUUAUUGUAAACUCAUCCAAACUGUGGUAAAGCCAAAGGUUUUUGGCAAAGUGUUGUACGUUUUGUAUAUUUAUGUGUGAAAUGUUUUCUUAUGACUCUCCAAAGAGUUUGUGAAGUCCCCAGUGACACUUUGGUAAACUGUUGUAAAGGAUGACAAACGCAUUGAGGACAAUGUCUGUAGUUUUUGUUCCUAAUGUACUGUAUCUUACUUUAAUAGUCUCGACACAUUGACUCCACACUGCUGUUUGAAUGUUAAUGGUUUUGUUUUUAUUCCUUGGAUGUGAAGAACACAAACACACACAUAUAUAUAUAUAUCUAUAUUUACAUAUCAAUGUUUCUCUUUUUAAUAUGUCAGUGAACUAGACAAUGUUGCUAUGUUGUGUGUAUCUGCAUACUAAAACAGUAUAGCACAGCACGA